Messenger RNA from Amoebophrya sp. A120, 7096 nucleotides. The record is from the annotation of a GenBank genome assembly. Lineage: Eukaryota; Dinophyceae; Syndiniales; Amoebophryaceae.
CUAGUACGUCGUCUAAAUUCUAUUUUGUAGGAGCAACAGUGCGAAAAAAACCAAAAUGCCAGAAGGACCACAAGCAGAUUGCCAAGUGGACAUCGACAUCGGCAGUGGCUCAGCCUCGAUGAUGAACUUCCCACCAAUUGGCAAGAUGAAACCGGGAGAUGAGGCCGAUCUUCAAGCGGGAAACGGCAAUAAGGAUAAACUACAAAGCUCAUCAUGCUACUUUUCCGGUUCUUUCAAAACCGCGGGAACGGGAUCGUCAGCAAAACCUACAACUUCUAUGACGUCCUCUACCUCUCAGGCACACCACGACCAGGAGCCGGCGUCAUCGCCUUCAGGCACGCUUGCCAAUCCCAAUCCCAAUGCAUCGGCGACGUCUUCUUGUACUACCUUUUUCGCCCAGCCGACCACCGCGUCCUCCUUCGCCUGUGCCUCGGGAAAAGCCGUGGAGCGCCGCGGUGGUGGUGGUGGAUUUCUUCAAGCUUCUGGGGUUGAAGGUCGUGGCAUCAAUCCCACCAGCGGAGCGGGUAAUCGUAAUGGUGAUGAAGCACCGACCAACACCAAGCGCCAAGUUUUGCUGCAGGAGAAGCUGCGAAAAAUUUUCGCGGACGAUUCUGACGAAGAUAAUUUUGCUGCUCUUGGGCCCCCGGCGACGAAACUACUACGUGCAGAAGUAGUAGAUACGACAUCAGAAAUGAAUGAUUGCGGUGUGGGAGGGGUUGGAUCAUCAUCUGCACGAGGACCUGGGGACAGUUCCUUUCUGCCGCUCUCCCGCCCAGCGACCGGCUUCACGCUAGCUAGUUCCUCUUCAGCCACGAGUGCAACUUUGUUCCAGAAGACAUCAACAAGGAGCUUUCUUACUGGUAAUGGAGGAGCUGCGAGGAUAGGCACAGGACCACUUUUGUCUACUGCUGGGCCCUCCCUGCAGCCGCUGAUACAGAACAAAACAAAAAAUUCUUCCUUCCAGCUGGCUGGUGGAGCUGCAGGCGAAGGGAAUCCGGUGCUAGAACAACUAAACGGCGGAACGCCAGCAGCUCCCCAGCUGAGCGAAGCUGCGCGGAGGCGGGUCGCGAAAAUCUUCGAAGAUUCUUCCGAGGAGGAGGAGGGAGUUAGUGGAGGCGCUAGUUUGGGAGCGGCAGCACUGCCCCCUCCAAAGAUCAAACUGCGCAUGUUGACCGCCGGGAACAAGGCCGCAAUGUCUGCAAAAGGAAAUGACCGCGGGGGGGCUGCGGUACUAGCGAAGGUAGGGCGAGGACUGCGGACCAACAAGUUUAUUCCGAUCAGAAGGCCGAAAGUGGCAGUCGCGAAAGCAAAACUACCGACGAAAAGCGCGAACACUGCUGUUGCUCUGGAGAAAAAUAAAGGCAAAGAACCGCGCAAAGAAAAAACCGUUGAGGAGAAGGUCGAAGAUGCGAAGAGGCAGCUGCAAAAGGUGUGCGAGACGCUGUGCUGUGGAGGGGGCACGAUAGAUCAGUAUCGAGAGCUGGUAGAUUCUCUGGUUCGCGAUUUGUCGAUCGCGGCUUCACCCGGACAAUCUGGUGGCACUUCACCUGUGAAAAGCUUAGAGGACCACACUGAUCAUGCAGCUGGGCGUGUCCCGGGCCAAGCUUCGAGCACGUCCUCGUUGUUCUUUUCGAAGCAGGGCGAAACUGAAAGUGAAAUGCUUUGGAUUGCAUUUUGUCGGCUGCUUCAUCACGUGUGUUCGAAGGUGGGCGGCGGAAGUUCGGAAAUAAAACCUGUACUACACGAAGCAGACAAAUCCACCAAGACGAAGACCACGCAGCCGGCAGACACAAAAAUCUCAAAGGACACAGAUGAGACAACUACACCUGCAAGAACCAUCAAUGGGGAUACAACAGCACCUCCAGCACCGGCUGUUCCCAGCACGACCACUCAUCCCUUGCUGCAUCCCAACUUGCAGUUUCUGCUUGACGGGAAAUGGUUUGCAUCGCAACUCCAAUGCUUCUUCGUCCUUCCGCAUCAGGGAAGACGAGAGGGCAAGGGAAGACGAGAGGGCAGCACGACGCGCGAACUUCCAAACCCGAAUGAUCAUGCGACCUGCUUCUCUCCCUCUUCCAUUCAAGGAGAUGUUGAUGCUGUUGGGGCUUCAAGUAGUCGCUCAACCGAAAAUAAAUUCCUGUGCGAUUUUAUCACCCGGCGGUGGGACGAAGAAUUGUUCUUUCGUCCCCAGGAGGACCCGGUGGGACAGGCAAAAAAUUGUAGCACCGCGCCUGCCAAAUGUACUACCGGCGUUCUUGCAACAAAUAAGCCUAAAUUCUCUUCGUCCCCGUCCGCACUACGCCAGCUGUAUGAGGAGGCGACGAAUGCGGACAUGUGCAGCGGUCAAGUGGUGAAACGCCGCGUCCUGGCCGACGAUGCUGGCCCGCUGCAUUUAGUGCUACAGAUCUUCUACCAUAGUGAUACGUCUGAAGAAAUAGCUGCAGGUGGUUCUUCUUCGCCCAAUGAAAGCGUAAGCGACGAGGGAGUUCAUCUUGAUGAGGUGGGAAUGAAAUCGGUACUAGCACAUCAGCGGCCCGCAGCUUCUGCGCCUGUACAACAACUUCUUCUGCUCACUGACGGUCGGUACGUAAUGCGCGCCCGCUGGGACAAGCAUCUGGAGCAGAAAUACGCGGACCUGGUUAGAAGUCAGAGCAGUAAAAAAGGCGCGACGAGGAUGAUGAACUCGAAAAUCUACAUAAACCUGCAGAACGCAAGACUGACCGGCAGUCCGGGCAAGCACUGGUGGCAAACGCUAGCGCACCCGGAGUUCCGGUUAUUUUCUAGGAACGCGAUUAUAUGGAAGUGUCAAAAUCGAAAUUGACAAAGUCGAAAAAUUUGUGAUGCACAAAAUCGAUGUCAGUUGGAGCCUCAGUUUCCAAGUGGCGCAUGACAAACUUCGGGAGAACCCAAAUCCAGUCUGUCACGCUGUCUGGGCAAAGAAGACUCCUCCUGUCAUGCUACUCUGGCAGCACAUUAGUACACCUAAACAGGCUUGCUAUCGGUCUCAUUUGCCUGCUCCCCAAUACAGACCUUCAGUGCCCUACAUUUUAUGCAUCGCAAAUUUUUCGAUCUUGUCGAUUUCGAUCCUGACACACCCAUACGCGAGGACCAACACGACGGAGCUGUCGGAGAAGGACAGUGUCGUGGAUGAUCGGAUGGCGAAUGCCGCCGCCGCACUCCUGCGGCAGGACGAGGAGGACGUGGAGCAAACAUCAGAGGAAUAUGCAAGAAAAAAACAAAAACUGUGUAUAUAUGUAUAGUUUAUUAAAAAGAAGUUUUUGAAAUGCACACGCGCUAUAUGAGUUAGUAAGUGGAACAAGUAUGAUCUAACGCAGUUGUAUCCCACACACUUGUAGUCAUGCUUUCCAAGUGUGUUUCCACUGAUACUAGCUGUGCAUCUGACUGGCCUUCGUCUCUGUCAUCCAGAACUACUUUGUCAUGCUGUCACAACUCCACGAUCACUCCUGCUACACAGUUCUUCUACUUUUUCCUUUGGAUACAGACCGGAUGAGCUUCAUUCUCGAGUCUAACAGCUGCAGUCUUUUCCCGGCCGAGGAUUUCCUGUGCAGCACUUUUUUCGACAACCGAUUACCUAAGCUUGGCUUCACACCGAGACUUCCCAUCCCGAUCGGGAAUACGCGAGUGCAAGCGGGCCUGGUCCCCAGCAUCGACGUGGUGGUCUUACGAGCGGUGUUGUGCAACAAGAAGAGGUCGGUUGCUUCAGCAUCAAAUUCCUCGAGUGCAGGAGCUGCGUCGUCUUCUUCAAAGCCGUGCUCAGGAGGAGGAAAUGAUCGCCUGCCGAAUAGAGCUUCUGCUCAAGGCGGUAUAACUAGAGGUAGUAGCGGUGUUCAUCUUGCGCCAUCACGCGUUGCACCUCCUGGAGGUGGGACCACGACGACGAGCAGUUGUCAAGAUGUGGAGAAGCAGCUCGUUUUGCUCGUAGCGGACGCAGGAGUUCUUGCAGACCAGCCUGCGUGUACUAGUGCUCUGGCAAUCCAGCAAUUCGACGAGUUCUCUCACGGCGCGCGUGGACGUCGAGGUCCGCUGUGCCCCACGCCCGCUGAAGUGCUGGAGCAUUCGAGUGUCGGGCAGUUGUUCGCGAAACUCGUCUUGCCCUACAACAGCCCAGCGCCGGAGACCAUGACUGGAGGAGAAGCGCACUUCAGCAGCGGAGAUCUACUUCAUGCGCGGAAUAAAACUUCUGGUGCUUUAUCUGCACAGCACGGAACCGCGUACAACUACCUUCAGGGCGGCGGGGCAUCUUCAAACGCCGCAGAAGGGGUCGGACAGGACAUGAUCGGCUGUCGUUACGUGGUGACAAACCUGAAACGAUAUGGCGGAGACUACUUCGCCACGUUUUACCUUACGCGCGACAGUGGACUGGAGGAGCAGGUUGGAGCAAAUAUGUUCCCGCUGGCCAAGCCCAAGCAGGCUGUUACACGUGCGGCUGCGCCGGCGCCUGCACGGGACGACGCAGCACCGGAAAUAUUUGAGGACCAUGAGCGAAAUGAUAGCGGUGUGCGUGUGCAACAAUCUACUGCUAUAGAUCAGAAGUCCCAGGUGGACAUCAACUGCUAUAAUCCGCAGCACGACCAUGCGCGCAUCGCCCGUGCGGCCGUUAGAGCGGCGAUGGCGAGGACAUGUCGUGGGUUUAUCGAGCAGAAGUUGCUCGAACGGACGCUGUAUGCUGUGCAAAAGUACCGUUCUCGUAUCAUGAAUUGCAGUCACGCAUGACAAAUCUCACUCCUAAGAUGGAUCAGCAUGAGAAAUUCCACCUCUCUUCAACUUUAAGUUUGUAUGUGGACGAAUAUGUUGCAAAAAAAAAAUGUUGCAUUUUAUUCUAGUCAACGAGAUGAGCGAUGCUUUUGCUAUGCAUACGCUGCAACACAUGGGACUUCUCUGGAAGCUGAACGGGAAAGUGGAAAAUGAAAAACGCAUGUUUCCUCCCCUCGUGGGCCGCCCCUGUCCUUAUGACGUCGCGGCGGUACUGCUUGCAGUGGUAAAGCGCCGAGAGGAGGACCAUAUUCUGGACUGCUUUCUGCUGUCUCGCGGCGCUGCUCGGCCACCUUGUGGCGCAGUGGAUUGCCUUGUUGGUCGGAACGCGGACACCACCGCGGGUAAAAAAAACUCGGAGGGCCUUCCUCUUGGGGAGGAUUCAUCGAAUCAUCUUCCAGCGCGAUCCGCAGUUGAUCCUAAAAAUCCAGCUGCAACUUCUACGCAUCUCCAAGCAGCAGGACAGGCUCCGGCGCCCCCACCACCGGCACCCGCGGCCCCACGAUCUACUGCAGUUCUUGCCGAGCCGCCUCCUGUAGUGGCCGCUUUUUGUGCGCCGGCUGCGGGUGGAGGGGCUGCUCGUCCACCAGCAUUUGUGUCGCAGUUUGCCGCUGGAGCUCCAAACGCUGGCACACUGCAGCGGGUUAAUUUUUUUCAAACGCCUGCUACCGCUUCGAAGACAGCGGCACCAGCACCAUCCCAGUUUUUUGGCACCAGCAGCUGCUGGGCCGCUGCGGCUCCACCACGUGGAGUGAAGCCAUUGGUCACUACUUUUGCUCCGCCUCCAACGCGGACUACUACACAACCACAGCCACCUUCUGCGACUACCACAAAGGUGGACCCAGCCGGUUUUAGAAGUUUUGUUGGUCAACGACCUACGCUUGAAGAUGCACCAGCUACGGGAUCAUCAUUCGAAAGUAACGUGGCACAUCAGCCGUCGUGUUUUAGUUUUGGAUCGACCUCCACGUCUUUCAAUAAUACCUGCAAGUCUCCUUCCUUCCCCACUGCGUUUGGCGGCUGCACGAACCUCAAGAACCAAGGACCGAUUUCAUCUUUCGGAACGGCAGCGAUGUCGUGGUCCAAGCCGAGCACCACUACUUCGCAAUUUUUUGAUGGGACAGGUUCAGUCAUCUCAACAUUUGGGAGUUUUAAUAAAAGCCACCCCAACGCGAAUGCCAAGAGCAAGAACAGCAAUAAACUGAUAGAGGGGCAGCACCAAGCGACAGUGUCGCUGUCCUCACGCGGACUUCUCGCAGAUGAACAAACGCAAACCAGUACAACAACAGCUGCACAACUCCGGAGCGGCCCGUACGUGCUGCUACGCAUAAGCGUCGACACAUCAACGGCUGGAUCCACAACGAAGGCUGAUCAUGGUGCUGCCGCGACCUCCGGUCAUCUUGAUCAUGCUUUGUCCUCCAACCUUACUAAGAACACAACGUGUUCGUCCGUUGUUGAAAGCAAAUUCAAGAAAUUGGUCUAUUGUGUUGACCGCGAAGUAGAAGAAGAUCAAGAUGGCAGGGCGGACGACUACACCACCAACGAAGUAGGUGCAGCUCCGGGCCGCGUCGCGGAGAAAACGGCACGACAGUCUCCCACUGCAGCUGCUGCACCAAAACCAAUUGGCGGUGAGGACCCAGUGGAUCUCUCAGAUGAAGAGCAACGUGAAGCUAAAUCCGCCAAGAAGCGCCGGAAAGUCGUGCUGAAGACGAAGCGCGGGGAGAAUAAACCAGUGCCGGUCUGUUGGUGGCGAAACGUAAGCUUUGACUGGCUGGACGAGGUUUUAUGCAGUGUAAAAGUAUUGUACUGCGUUCUAUCACACUUCCAUUUCUUGAAGAUUAAGAACAAGAAUGCAAUUGUUCAUGCUGAAUCAGAUGCCGGCAAUUCCAUUCGAUUUAUUGUGCAUGACUGUGACUAGAAGUACCGCUACCGGGCGUACAGGUGCGAUACUUUUGCACUGGAUAGGUUUUGGGCAUCUACAAUUUCCGCGCGGCUUUUUCGGAACUUCGCAUCGCUAAAUACGAGACCGACGAGAAAGAUGUUGAGCAUGUGUCUCACCUCCUCUUCCCAGCGGAUGUGGUGCGAGAGGCGAAAACGUUUUUGCGAGAGAGGAACGUCCUCCCAAAAUGAACGAAUUUUGAUGAUAAUAGAAGGAGUUAAGAUACAUUUUGCGUUUCAUAAUGAACGGAAACUGCAGAAUUGUUUCAUCGACUGGUUUCGCGUCGAUGAAUAAACCGCGUACAACAACCGUGCUUUGCAAGUAGUCUGAAGAAUUCGAAAUGAAUAGAAAAAGAAUCAGAACGGAUGGAAUAAAGGCAAAGGGCCCAAC